GUUCCUUUAUUGCAACGGCACUUCCAAUUUCGUAUCGUAGUCGGAGUCUCCACCACAGACAUCGGUGUUUGUUCUAUAUUGAGAUCCUCCGCCACAAUCCUGCUAAAACCCUAGAAUUCGAACCCCCAGAUCCCAAAUCUAACUAUUCGAAUCUAUUACAUCCGAUUCCUGCCAUACAUUAGCAGAAACAGCGUUAAAGGAACCCUGAAAAUAGCUAGGGUUUUAAUUUUGGAAAAAGUUUUGGAAAGAAAGAGAAGUGAUGGUUGAGGAUGACAAUGGAAGGAAUUAAAAAAGUUGUAAUUUUAGAUAGCGGAGAAAAUGGGAGCUCCUCGUCACCAGCUGACGGAAAACCUCCCAAUCCACUCACAACCACCCCAGGCUUUCGCCGAUGCUUCAUUGGCUCAGGUGACGUCGUGGAUUCUUCCUCGAUUAAGAAGUCUUUCGUUCGUCAUCCAUCUCUGGUGAGGACAAGGAUGGAAGAUGCAUCUCUUGAAAUAAUGAAUCAAGAAGAUUGUAAGGCUGAAUUUGUGCCACUUGUCAGAUCAGGAGCAUGGGCAGACAUGGGGUUUCGUGGAAGCAUGGAGGAUGUAUAUAUCUGUGCUGACAGUUUUGUGCAUGAUUAUGGUGGCAAGAAUCCAAUUCAAGGCCCAGGUGCCUUUUAUGCGGUAUUCGAUGGACAUGGAGGAAAACAUGCAGCCGAUUUUGCAUGCCACCAUUUGCCAAAAUUUAUUUUUGAGGAUAAUGACUUCCCAAUGGAGGUCGAAAAGGUCAUUUCUGCAGCCUUCACACAGACAGACACUGCUUUUGCUGAAGCUUGCACUUUGGAUGCAGAUCUUGCUUCUGGUACAACUGCAUUGGCAGCCCUUAUUAUUGGGAGCUCUUUAGUGGUGGCAAACGCAGGCGACUGUCGGGCGGUUUUAUGCCGCCGUGGCAAAGCAAUCGAGAUGUCUCGGGACCACAAACCGAUCUGCAUUAAAGAACGGAAGCGUAUAGAAGCUUCCGGAGGAUACGUGUAUGACGGCUACCUCAACGGUCAACUCAAUGUGGCCCGCGCAAUCGGCGACUGGCACAUGGACGGGCUCAAGAACCAAACGGGUGGCGGUGGCCCCCUCAGCUCUGAACCCGAGUUCAUGACCACAAAACUAACAGAAGAAGACGAGUUUUUAAUCAUCGGUUGUGAUGGGAUUUGGGAUGUUUUCAUGAGCCAAAAUGCGGUUGAUUUUGCAAGGAGAAGACUUCAAGAACAUAAUGAUCCGGUUUUAUGUAGUCAAGAUUUGGUCAACGAGGCGCUUAAAAGAAAAAGUGGCGAUAAUUUGUCGGCGGUGGUGGUUUGUUUUCAGGCUGAGCCGCCACGGAACUUGGUGGCGCCGAGGGGGAGAGUGCAACGGAGUGUUUCGGCUGAGGGGUUGAAGGAAUUGCAGAGCUUUUUGGAUGGUUUGGAGAUUUGAGUUUUGGGUCU
Molecule: messenger RNA, 1459 nt
Organism: Lactuca virosa
Lineage: Eukaryota; Viridiplantae; Streptophyta; Magnoliopsida; Asterales; Asteraceae
Source: the annotation of a GenBank genome assembly